Homalodisca vitripennis (glassy-winged sharpshooter) is the source of this 1017-nucleotide messenger RNA. RefSeq lists its product as uncharacterized. The record is from RefSeq and is a predicted model, not a curated record. Gene Ontology annotation, molecular function: structural constituent of chitin-based larval cuticle. NCBI's taxonomy places the organism in Eukaryota, Metazoa, Arthropoda, Insecta, Hemiptera, Cicadellidae. The transcript has 6 exons. Bases 85 to 1017 code for a protein of 310 amino acids. Gene Ontology annotation, cellular component: chitin-based extracellular matrix.
AGAUACUGCUCUGGGAUUGGUCCGCAGGUCGAUUGUUUGUGAGUCUCUAGUCAUUCCGCAGCCGCUUCCUUCCCGUGCAGCAUCAUGGAUUUCCUCAUCCUGGCCGUCCUCUGUGUAGGCCUAGUAGGUAGUUUACCAGUCCCAAACUACCCCCUAUACAGCACUUACAUAACUCCCCGGUAUCUCCACCGCCCAGCCGUGUUCGCACCCCUGCCCCCACAGCAACGCACUGCGCCUGCUAGUCCUCCUCAAAAUCCUCAGGACCUUGUGAUUCACAACAUGGUCAAAUAUGUGGUCAACCCAGAGGCUGAACCUGAAGCUGCUCAACACGUGGUUCAGUACUAUUCCAAGGAUGGAUUAGGCAGAGUGGUAUUUGGCUAUGUAAUACCCAGUGAAACUCGAUUCGAGGCUCUUUCCAAUGACGGCACAGUUAGAGGAUCCUACAGCUACAAGGACCCUACCGGAAAGAUAGUCAAGAUGUACUACUGGGAUGAUGGAACUGGGUUCCAUACAAUGGGGAACAAUCUGCCCCGAGCAUUCUACUCUCCUCCCCAGUACACUCCUGAGGUACAAGUGGAGAGAGAUAGACAUUUCCAGCUGUACAAAGAUGCUCUUAAUGCAGCUUUUGCUUCUGGGUCAGGUGACGAGAUAGUGGAGCCACAGUCCCAGCCCAACAGCCCAGCAGAGAGUGUGUGCUGUAGCGGCAGAACUCGGACCAGACAGCAGACGACACUGAGGUUUAUGCCAGACUACGAUGACGACAGUGAUGCUGUAGCUAUAGAGAAUGCUGAUUUCUCUUACCUUAGACAGGCACAUGCCUUUAGGGGAGGGGAGCCAGAGGCAGCCAGGAGACAGGUGGCUGAGGUAGGUAUCAGUUCCGCAGGCAUUUGUUCAAAGUAUAAUACAAAUUUUUAUUCUGGCGUGAACCGCGGAGCAGGGGAGUAUUCGUGUCUGCAGCGCCCCCUCCCCUCUCCUACCGACCAUCUACCAGCACCCCUCCACGGCACGACGUCGUAG